UACGAACGCAAGCCAGCGGCCCAGCUUCUGACACACAAAAAUCCACGCAUUCUCUCCCGUUUCCCGCGAAAACCUCAACUGUCAAAAUUGCAAACCCCUUUAGCCGUUAUCCAAUUCAAUUCACCACCAACCCAACGGUAACCCCCUUCUCCCUGUUCCAACCAACUUCCCACCAUCAAUUCUAUUCUCCCCAUUUUUGUUUUCCAAAUAAUCUUUAAUUUUUUUAUUUAAAAAAAAACAAAAAAAAUUAAAUUAAAAUUCUUUUUUUUUAACAAAAAUAACUCCUCCUCCUCUUCUCGGAAUCCGAUCCCCAUCGGAGUCCGCCAUGGAAGAAGAUGAAUAGAAUACUCAGCAGGCCAGCCUCUCACCUCCGCCACCUCAGUCGACCUUCUUCUCACACCAUCUCGGAGCAGUUCCACAUCCUAUGGCAUUACCAAAUCCUCGACCCCAACGGCGACAUCGUCACCCUCUGGAACCACAUCUUCCUCAUCUCAUCUCUCAUCGCUCUUUUCAUCGAUCCUCUCUACUUCUACCUCCCCUACGUCGGCGCCCCCGCCUGCAUGAGCACCGACACCGCUCUCGGCGUCGCCAUCACCUUCUUCCGUACCCUCACCGAUCUCUUCUACUUGCUCCACAUGCUCAUCAAGUUUCGAACCGCCUUUGUUGCCCCUAGUUCUAGGGUUUUUGGCAGGGGUGAGCUCGUCAUGGACGCUCAUCAGAUCGCCAUGCGUUACUUGAAGUCCGAUUUCCUUAUCGAUCUCGCCGCUACGCUUCCUUUACCUCAGAUUCUCAUCUGGAUUGUAAUUCCAGCAACAAGGAAUUCCAGAGCUGAUCAUGCUAACAAUACUCUUGCUCUCAUUGUUCUCAUUCAGUAUAUUCCUAGAUUGUUUCUCAUUUUUCCCUUGAACCAGAGGAUUAUAAAAACUACAGGCGCCAUUGCCAGGACUGCUUGGGCAGGAGCUGCAUACAAUCUCCUUCUUUACAUGCUAGCCAGUCAUGUAAACAUCAGAUCUAUUUAGUUACUAUUGUCCAUAGGGCGGCAACACUCCUGCUGGAGACUUGAGUGCAAAAAUGAAAAGAAUGCAGUUGCAUCAUGUGUCCUUAAUUAUCUGGAUUGUAACAGUCUAGAUCAACCUGAACGAAAUCGUUGGCUAAAUGCCACACGUGCAAUUGCUCGUUGUGAUGCAAAGAAAGAUGAUACCGAUUUUAAGUUUGGAAUGUUUUCAGAUGCUUUUACAAAUGAAGUUGCUUCGUCACCUUUCAUUGAAAAGUAUCUUUAUUGCCUAUGGUGGGGUUUAAGAAAUUUAAGUUCAUAUGGACAGAAUUUGACGACAAGCAUUUAUAUCGGUGAGACAUUGUUUUGCAUCGUUAUAUGCAUUGGGGGUUUGAUUCUAUUCGCACAGUUGAUAGGCCAAAUGCAGACUUAUUUGCAAUCUAUGACGGUGAGACUUGAAGAAUGGAGGGUAAAACGAAGAGAUACAGAGGAGUGGAUGAGGCACCGGCAAUUACCUCCAGAAUUGCAAGAACGUGUCCGUCGGUUUGUUCAGUAUAAAUGGCUAGCCACAAGAGGAGUUAAUGAAGAAUCUAUUUUGCAGUCCUUGCCUCUAGACCUCCGUCGUCAAAUUCAACGGCAUCUAUGUCUUAACCUUGUUCGGCGUGUCCCAUUCUUCUCACAAAUGGAUGAUCAGCUACUUGAUGCCAUAUGUGAACGCUUGGUCUCAUCGUUGAGUACACAAGGCACCUACAUUGUUAGAGAGGAUGAUCCAGUAAAUGAGAUGCUCUUUAUCAUUAGGGGACAAUUAGAGAGCUCCACAACCAAUGGAGGAAGGUCCGGAUUUUUCAACUCCAUCACACUCAGACCCGGUGACUUCUGUGGUGAAGAGUUACUAACAUGGGCCUUGAUGCCCAACUCGAGUUUGAACCUGCCUUCUUCAACUCGAACUGUCAGAACACUUUCUGAAGUUGAAGCCUUUGCACUUCGUGCUGAAGAUCUGAAAUUCGUUGCGAAUCAGUUCAAGCAUCUUCAUAGCAAGAAGCUCCAGCACGCAUUCAGAUACUAUUCACACCAGUGGAGGACAUGGGGAGCUUGUUUUCUACAAGCUGCUUGGAGAAGGUACCAAAAGAAAAAACUGGCCAGGGAAUUGGCUCAACAAGAGAGUUUAUACUAUACUUUAAUCCCAGACGGGGAAAGUAGCUACAUUAACGGGGAAGAUGAUGACAAUUAUUAUGAUGAGAGCAGUGAGAGCCCAUUGAUUGAUAAUCCAAACAACGUUCAGCAUCUUGGAGCCACAAUUUUGGCUUCGAAGUUUGCUGCAAAUACGAGAAGAGGGGUUAUCCAGAAGGUUCAGCUGGUCGAACCGACUGCUAGCCUAAAAAUGCCAAAGUUGUUUAAGCCGGAUGAACCUGAUUUCUCUGUAAUCCGAGAGGAUGAUUAGUUUAGUAUGAAGCUGUGGAGGAGUCAUGAUCAAAUCGGUGAAGGAUGAAAGGAACUAAUUGGAGGUUAGUUAGGAUUCUUCGUAUGACAAUUUGUCUUAAAUUUUAUGGUAGAUCAGUAAUGAUAAACACAUUGCUGAUUCUUUUUUUCUUUUUCUUUUUUUUUUUUGUUAAUAUUCUUGUGUGGAUACAAAUGAUCUGUUCACUUGUAAAUAUAGUUGACACAGUCUAGCAAAUUUUUUUGAAGGGUCCAUUAUGGGCUCAGUCACACCAAAUGAAAGCAAUGAUAAUGAUCUUGUUUGAUUUCUAGA
This is a messenger RNA of Camellia sinensis, 2744 nucleotides long. NCBI's taxonomy places the organism in Eukaryota, Viridiplantae, Streptophyta, Magnoliopsida, Ericales, Theaceae. The record is from RefSeq and is a predicted model, not a curated record.